Molecule: messenger RNA, 1529 nt
Organism: Megalobrama amblycephala (Wuchang bream)
Lineage: Eukaryota; Metazoa; Chordata; Actinopteri; Cypriniformes; Xenocyprididae
Gene: tmem45b
Product: transmembrane protein 45B
Exons: 6
Coding region: 354-1205 (283 amino acids)
Source: RefSeq, a predicted model, not a curated record
GUGAACUAUCCCUUUAAGACUUAUGUAUUUUACAAUGCCAUAAUUAUUUUAAUUUAAAAAGUUAUUAACAUUAAUAUAUAUGAUAGUAUGAAAGCAAAUAAUUAAAUACAAUUAAAUUUAAAUAAUACAUUUGAAAGCAUAAGUCCUAGUUGGCAGUACCAGGAGCAGGUGGGCGGGGACAUCGAAGAGUUGCUGUGUGUCAAGCGCAGGAGGGCGGGGUCAUAUUUAUAACGUAAAGCAGGUGAGCAGGUGCGCUUUUUGCAGACAGGUAACUAGGAUAUUCCUAUCACCAGACCCGCACAGGAGCACUGGGCACCCCGCCGUGACAACACAGGCCAACGUUCAGGGGCAGAAUGGCCAACUUCAAGGGACAUGCACUACCUGGUACAUUCUUCCUGCUGUUUGGCCUGUGGUGGUCGAUUAAGUACCCUUUCCGACAGAUACAGAAAAAAAAACAGAGGCAACGUGGAGACAGAGAUAGACAAAUGCAAAAUGUACUCUUCAACCGCAUAGACUUAAUUGAAGGAGCUCUGAAGAUCUUUUUCGCAUUUGUUGGGAUCAUGGCGGAGCAGUUUGUGCCUGAUGGCCCUCAUGCACAUCUGUAUAAGGACGGCUGGGUGAAGCUGAUGAAUUGGCAGCACAGCACCAUGUACUUAUUCUUCGGCAUCUCUGGCAUCGCAGACGUUCUCAGCAUGUCUUCUCGCCACGUGCCAGUUGGUCUUGACCGUCUCUCCCUUUCCUUGGCUCUCUUUGUGGAAGGGUUCCUUUUCUAUUUCCACGUCCACAACCGUCCUCAUCUGGACCAGCACAUUCACUCUCUGCUUCUGUUUGCGGUGUUUGCUGGAUCCGCCAGCACAAUGAUGGAGGUGUUUAAGCGAGAUAACAUGUUGCUGGAACUUUUCAGGUCCAGUUUGGCCAUCCUACAAGGGACAUGGUUCUAUCAGAUCGGGUUUGUGCUGUAUCCUCUGAGUGGACCAGAGUGGGAUCUGGAAAAGCAUGACAACAUUAUGUUCAUCACCAUGUGCUUCUGCUGGCAUUAUGCUGUGGCUCUACUGAUUGUGGGCAUCUGCUACUGUGGAGUUUUUUGGUCUUCAAAAUGGUGUGAUGGAAGACAGAUAGGCGACAUGGAGAUGGGCCUCAGAAAGUGCACUGCCUCAGACUCGAGCUCCCAGAAGGCUUUGCUCCAGGAAUCAGAUGAAGAGUAGUCGGAGCCUGCGAUGACUGCCAAGAUUGAAUGCACUGAAUGCAAUCUUUUUGCCUUUUUCUAUGCUAGCAAGCUGUCUUCCAUGAAUUUACGUUUGAAUCAUUUCACUGCAAAAGAUUUUCGUGUGCUCAUGCUGAAAAUAUCCCAUCAAAAUGGACUUGUAAAUAAUGUGGUUGUCACAGGUGUCAGAAGCACCUGGAAAAGGAUUUGCCAAACCAGAGGGGGAAAACAGAACAUCAAACGCAUGCAUGUUUGCCAUUCACUCCGAAAUGCCUGUAAUAGAUGCAUAAUAGCACAUUAAAAAUGUUUUAUAAUGAAAUUCAAA